AUGGAGUUUGAUGUAAGUCUAAAGGUUAUUGACAAAACUCAUCAGAAAACAAAGGUUCAAUCUUGUUUUCUCGUUGAGCAACUGACAAAAGAUCUUCUCACGCAUCAGUUAACGUCAGUCAUUAGUGAACGACGGCUGAGUAAGUCAGAAAGGUCUUUCAGACAAUUCCAGUGUAAAUUUCAAGAAGAAGAAGGAAUCAUUGAUGGGCCUAACUUAGAACAAGACCUGGCCAACAGUAAUCAUUCACCGAGCAAAUCGGAUCCACCGAAGAUAUACGUGGAAGAUAAUCCUUUAGACGUAGGGCUGGAUGGGCUGCCGAGAAUUCACCGUGCGGUCUCAGAAGGAAAUGUAGAACUGCUUAAAGAGCUGAUAGAAAACGGAAACGAAGAUGUAAACAUGCCUGAUUCGGAAGGUUGGCCCCCUUUACAUACAGCUAUCAAACAAGGCAGACUUGAUUGUGCAGCGUACUUGUUGAAGAAAGGAGCGACAGAUUUUUACGAGAGACAACAGCUAGAAUACCAAAAAAGAUUGGGUGUUUCAAACGGUAUCGCGAAAUACAGGGCAAACUCGUAUAAGUAGUGCCAGAGAGUUUUGUUUUCCUGGAUAACUCUUACAGUGGUAUAUCAAUUUGUAGUAAUAAGAUUUCAAAAUGAAAAGCCGUGACGAACACGACGCAAGGGCUCGGAUGAGUUCUUAUCCACGAAAUUAUCGAAUUAAUUACGGUGUUUGAAUAUUUGCUGUCUGCAUUUCAGGCUUGCAUUUCGUUUAUACUCGUCUAGGUAUUGAUUUCUCUAUUGGUUGUAGUAUAUCCCGCAAUAUCCUUUGUAAUCUUGUCUAUUGUGAUCUUGCCAAGUUCUGAAAUGGCUACCACACCUGAAGUUGUGCACAUUUGAUUUCCAUACCGUACAAACUUUUCCACAUUUUGUAUAUAGGUCAUUUGCAAUCGGCUAACUAACUAAACAAACAGGUUUAUCUUUAGCAGGUUGUUGUCAAAUUUUAACACCUUGCACCGACCUUAAACUGUAGCUAUUAAUUGUAAUUUGACUGUGAAAUUAAACACGCUGAAGCGAGACGAGGUAUACGGGUAUGUUAACUUAGUUUUGAAAACGCAGUGUUAAGUGAUAUGCACGUUCUUGUUGUAAGAUUGCUGUUGACUACGAUAUAUCACAUUCCCUUGUAAUUAUUGCUUCUGAUUAUUUACUCUCAUAUGCAAAUAAAAGUAUACUUGGCAAAGGCAAA
Molecule: messenger RNA, 1239 nt
Organism: Orbicella faveolata
Lineage: Eukaryota; Metazoa; Cnidaria; Anthozoa; Scleractinia; Merulinidae
Molecular function (GO): protein binding
Source: RefSeq, a predicted model, not a curated record